AAAUAAUUUUAGCCAGACUCGACCAUUUCAGCUUCCGUCCCAUGCGAUAGUUAAACCCUGGCUGUACGUUACAAAAAAGAAAGCCCGAAAUUAAGAAAAUAAAUAAACAAAUAACGAUUUGAUUAUUUUUUUCGAUUCUUGCAGUUGACGGUUGCGAAAUUUUCAAUUCAAAUUUGGUGAUGGGUCGACCGCCCAGUAAUGGAGGCCCUACCUUCCGCUUCAUGGCCAGUGAGGUUACGGAGAUGGAAAAUAUAUUGCAAGUACACAAUUACGGGAUGCCGGCUAAGGAAGUUUUGGUAGAUAUUGCUGAGAAAUUCAGUGAAUCUCCGGAUAGAAAAGGGAAGUUUACCGUACAAAUGAAACAGGUUUGGAAUUGGUUUCAAAAUAAACGAUAUGCAGUAAGAGCCAAGACAAGCAAGACUCCAGUAAAAUUGAAUGUUACUCCUAUGUCUCGAGAGGAGUCAACUCCAGUGAGAAAUGUGCCCCAACCUAUUGCUGCUUCUAUUCCUGCUUCUAUUCCUGCUCCUAUCACUGCAGCCGUGACAACUCCAUCAGUCCCUAAUGCUGGAAGGGCCAACACAGAAAAUUCUUGCAUGGAAUUUGAAGCCAAAUCUGCAAGGGAUGGUGCAUGGUAUGACGUUGGGACCUUCUUAUCCCAUAGACAUGUAGACACGGGAGACCCGGAAGUACUGGUUCGGUUUUCUGGAUUUGGACCAGAUGAAGAUGAGUGGAUUAAUAUUCGGAAGCAUGUCAGGCAGCGUUCCCUUCCAUGUGAAGCAUCAGAAUGCGUUGCAGUUCUUCCUGGAGACCUCAUUCUUUGUUUUCAGGAAGGUAAAGACCAAGCCCUUUACUUUGAUGCACAUGUUCUUGAUGCGCAAAGACGAAGACAUGAUGUAAGAGGUUGCCGUUGUAGAUUUUUGGUGCGUUAUGAUCAUGAUCAAUCUGAGGAAAUUGUGCCACUAAGAAAGGUUUGUCGUAGGCCUGAAACUGACUAUAGGUUGCAGCAACUUCAUGCUGCAAAUGAAUCAGCAGCCGCCGAACAACAGAAAAGUAAUACUGAUCCUUCCACAGCAAGUAUUCAGAGAAUUUUUGUUUCUGCACCUGAAAAAAUGCGGAAGCUACAGAAUGCAGAUAUAUCUGCAGCAGGAUCCAUACCAAAUGCUAACCCUUCAGAGACAAAAAUUGCUGAAACAAGCAACAUUGUCAAUAUCGGUAAUUCUCCUACUGUUCUGGCUAGCGGCACUGUCAAUAUCGGUAAUUCUCCUACUACUGUCAAUAUCGGUAAUUCUUCUAGUGUUCUAGCUAGCGGCACUGUCAAUAUUGGAAAUCCUCCCAAUGUUCUCACUAGUGGCACUGUCAAUAUUGGAAAUCCUCCCAGUAUUUCCGCUAGCGGCACUGUCAAUAUCGGAAAUCCUCCCAGUGUUCUCGCUAGCGGCACUGUCAAUAUCGGAAAUCCCCCUAGUGUUCUCGCUAGCUGCACUGUCAAUAUCGGAAAUCCUCCCAGUGUUGCUGCUAGCAGUACUGUCAAUGCUGAAUCAAGUGGUGUUGCUCCAAUUAGUAUUUCUGGUGGGUCUGUUGAGAGUUUGCAGGGAGGCAAAUCAUAGGUUACUCAUGUCUGAUUACCUUUGGAAUAAUUGCCACCACUCCCUGAAUUUAGAUUAAAACUACUGUUUUCUCUCUAUACUUUAAAAAAAUAUUGUUUCUUCUCCUAACAACGAGGGGUUUUAGUUGUCGUAAACAGUGGUUUUUCAAAAUAUAGGGAGAAAAUAGUAAUUUUUGACAUAAUAUUGGGAUGAUGGUAAAUUUUCCUAACCCCUUUUGUCCUUCCUUUUUCUGUAUAAUCCAAAAAACUGGAAUGGCAAGUAGCACGAUUAGCUUUUGAAUCCAGUGAUGAAAUUCCUAAUAGGGAAUGGUCCAUUUUUUUCAUCACCCUUUGUGGGCUUCUCUAGCUAUAAAGAUCAAGAGUUGUAUUCUGAACUGUAGUUUUGUGUUUUAUUAAUACUAUUUUAGCUCAAUUUAUGUUUUA
Messenger RNA from Mercurialis annua (annual mercury), 2026 nucleotides. RefSeq names its product protein SAWADEE HOMEODOMAIN HOMOLOG 2-like. Bases 180 to 1604 code for a protein of 474 amino acids. Lineage: Eukaryota; Viridiplantae; Streptophyta; Magnoliopsida; Malpighiales; Euphorbiaceae. The record is from RefSeq and is a predicted model, not a curated record. Gene Ontology annotation, molecular function: chromatin binding. The transcript has 9 exons.